UCUGUUCGGCCGUUCUUGUCGAUACGGCUUGUUUCCCCACCGCCGCCGCCUAGGUCAUGUCCUACCGCCGCCGGCCACCAUGGACUGGAUAUCGGCGCUGCGGGAGUCGGUGUCGUUCGAGGGGUUCCUAUCCGAGCCAGUCCAGUGGUAUACCAUGGCGCAUGUCACGCUGGCACCGACGGCGAUUGGACAUGGCAGCUGUAGCAGUACAGGUCAAUUUGUCUGCAGGCUGCAGCAGGAUCUGCCUCCUCCAACUGCGAUGUUGCGUGCAUUAGCAGUUCUGGACCAAUCAGAGUUGUACGCCAUGAUUGCCCACGGAAUGCAACACAUAUGGGAUAUGGGAUGGUGGAGUACAUGUUUUUUAUAUGGCUUGUGGGCUGCUGGUCUAGUGGCAUCUGAAUUUUCUGUUGUACCGAUUGUGUCACAGAAAUGGAAAGCUUACUUUGGGCUAACUGAAUCACCUAAGGUAACAGGAACACGGUUAGUACCGAAUCCUUAAAACAGGGUUGGUGUGGUGAGUUCUUAAAACCAGGUUACUCAUGUGUGUGUGCCCAUCAUGUGGACCCCAGGAGAUCUCUCGAUACAAGUACACAAAUGAAUUGGUUCAUUUAUUUUAAAUGGUCUAGGGUGAAGAAGAUUGGGUUGUUUUCGAAAGGCUGUUUUAGGUUCUAAUUCUUGAUUUUAUCAUGUAGGUGGUUCGUUCUAGUAUUGGGAAUUGUCAUGGUUAGUUUUGGAUCUAAUUCUGUAAUUGUGCUCAGGCUGAAUCUGUAACUAGCCUUGGUGGCCAUGUAAUUCAGCUGGAUUUAGCAUGUUGUCGCCCUAGUACUAGUGCUAGUGUUUAACAUGUAAAUGAUCUAAUUAUCUAUGGAAGUUUCAGUUUCUUGA
This is a messenger RNA of Aegilops tauschii subsp. strangulata, 885 nucleotides long. Its product is annotated as Holliday junction resolvase MOC1, chloroplastic-like. NCBI's taxonomy places the organism in Eukaryota, Viridiplantae, Streptophyta, Magnoliopsida, Poales, Poaceae. Gene Ontology annotation, molecular function: crossover junction DNA endonuclease activity. The record is from RefSeq and is a predicted model, not a curated record.